Molecule: messenger RNA, 1722 nt
Organism: Ziziphus jujuba (common jujube)
Lineage: Eukaryota; Viridiplantae; Streptophyta; Magnoliopsida; Rosales; Rhamnaceae
Product: metal tolerance protein 1
Exons: 2
Coding region: 263-1450 (395 amino acids)
Biological process (GO): zinc ion transmembrane transport
Cellular component (GO): plasma membrane; vacuole
Molecular function (GO): zinc ion transmembrane transporter activity
Source: RefSeq, a predicted model, not a curated record
AAUCACCAUACAAUCGAUUGUAAAACAUAUAUAUAUAUAUGUAAAUAAGAGAGGAAUCCGACUGAGAGAAUUUAUAGCACAAAUUACUUUUUAGGGAAAGCCCAUAACUGUAGCUACUACACUAUUGGUUAGCAAGUACAAUACACACCGAAUCCAAUAAAUUACCAAGUAUCGUUGUGAUUUGCAAUUGCAGGAAAGAGAGUACUAGUUUCAUCAAUCAUACAUAAUUACAUAUACAUAAGCUUCAACUUGGAAAAGGGAAAUGGAGGAACAAAGUUUACAACAUGGGCAGAUUAUUGAGAUCAGAGGUGAUGUUUCUGUUCGAGAGAGGAAUGCUGGAGCGAGUAAGAUUUGUGGGGAAGCUGCCUGUGGUUUCUCCGAUGCUGGAUCUAGCUUAAAAGAUGCUAAAGAACGAUCAACUUCCAUGCGCAAGCUCUUAAUAGCAGUGGUUCUUUGUGUUGUCUUUAUGAGUGUUGAAGUAGUUGGAGGCAUCAAAGCCAACAGUUUAGCAAUAUUGACAGAUGCAGCACAUUUGCUCUCAGAUGUUGCAGCAUUUGCCAUAUCCUUGUUUUCUUUGUGGGCUGCUGGCUGGGAAGCCAAUCCUCGCCAGUCUUAUGGGUUCUUUAGGAUUGAAAUUCUUGGUGCUCUAGUCUCCAUUCAACUCAUAUGGUUGCUGGCAGGGAUAUUGGUGUAUGAAGCCAUUCUCAGACUCAUUAAUGAGACUGGUGAAGUGAAUGGCUUUCUAAUGUUUAUUGUAGCUACAUUUGGUCUAGUGGUUAAUAUCAUUAUGGCUCUGUUGUUGGGCCAUGAUCAUGGCCAUGGACAUGGACAUGGUGAUCAUGAUCAUACCCAUGGAGUGACAGUUUCUGCUCAUCAUCAUCAUCAUCAUCAGGAUGAGAAACAUUCAAAAGCUGAGCAUCAUCAUACUUAUGAAGGUCAUACACACGAUCAUGAAUCUGAAGAACACAUUGAACCGCUGUUGGAUAAACCAAAAGGUGAACAAGAAAAGAAGCAACGAAACAUAAAUGUACAAGGAGCUUAUCUCCAUGUCCUUGGGGACUCCAUCCAGAGUAUAGGAGUAAUGAUUGGUGGGGCAAUCAUAUGGUAUAAACCUAAAUGGAAGAUAGUUGAUCUGAUAUGCACCUUAAUAUUCUCGGUUGUUGUGUUGGGGACGACCAUCAAAAUGCUGAGAAGCAUACUUGAAGUCCUGAUGGAGAGCACACCGAGAGAGAUUGAUGCCACAAAACUCGAAAGAGGACUGUUGGAGAUGGAGGAAGUUGUGGAAAUCCAUGAGCUACAUAUAUGGGCCAUAACAGUGGGGAAGGUCUUGCUAGCUUGCCAUGUCAAGACCAGACCAGAAGCCAAUACAGACAUUGUGCUGGACAAGGUGGUAGAUUAUAUCAGAAGGGAGUAUAACAUCAGCCAUGUAACCAUACAAGUUGAGCGUUAGAGGCUCUUUGGAGCAGAAGAUGAGUAUAGAUUGGAGUGCUACAAGUUCUGUUGCUGCACAUACUUUUGUUAACAGUAGGUGCUUCAGAUUUUGAGCAUUUUAUCUAUGUUUGGACAACAUAUUGUCCAUUUUUUUUUUUUUUUUUUGAAUUUUAGUAAAAUUGUUAAUGUUUAGUGUUGAAUACUUUGUAAGUUGGAUUUAAUAGAUCGAAUGUCGAUUCAUAUGUGUCUGUUGAACAAUGAGUAAAAGGUAUAGGCUGGCUUUUGGGAGGA